Molecule: messenger RNA, 2110 nt
Organism: Gossypium arboreum
Lineage: Eukaryota; Viridiplantae; Streptophyta; Magnoliopsida; Malvales; Malvaceae
Exons: 3
Coding region: 673-1485 (270 amino acids)
Source: RefSeq, a predicted model, not a curated record
AGAGAGAGCCUUUUUCCCCACUUCCUUUUACUGUUUCUCACUCCUCUUUGUUCUCAUCUCCGACCAUUCUAUCUAAUAGCUCUCCGUCUUGUAUUCCGCCACCUUCUCUACUUAUCUCAAAUCAAUCAUCAACAAAACUCAUAAAUAUAAUAGUAAAUAUAUGUAUCUUUGCUGUAAACUUUCAUCGUAAUAUGUUAUUGUUGUAAUUAUGUUGAAUGAUUUUUUUUUCUUUAGAAAAUUAAUUGAUACAUUAAUCCAAAAAAAGAGAUUGAAUUAAUUAACUAGUUAAUUAAUAUAAAUCAUUUGAAUUAAAUAAAUUAAUUGAAAAAAUUAUUCCUCUUUUAAAAAUAUAAAUUUUAAUAAUUUAUUUAAAAUAGAAAGUUAAAAAACCAGACUUAUUAAUCUGUCGUACCACCGGUGCUGUUACGAAAAACAUUGCUGGUUUCUUUGCUAUUCAGGAAGGUUCGUUGUCGAAUGUCAACCGUUCCAUGGAAGGCUAAAAAGUAGUGAUUUUGGUGGCGGUGUGCAAUCCCGCACUGACAUCCAACCCAACACUCAACGUGUCACCGACAAAUUCGUGUCGUUUCCCUGUCAGCUGAAAGACCCACACCAUUAGAGCACACACACAGGGCUGAGAGAGAGACGAAAGCAGUGGGGUUAUAACUUAUAACCAUGGGGCGUCGUCUCUUUGCCUGUUUUCGUAGGGGUUCAUCGUCUUCUUCAAGGAAUGAAGUCCAUGCCAAUGGGAAAACCAAUGGAACAGUGGUUGAAGAGUCGGCGGAAGGCUCAGUCCUGGUCGAGUUGUUCUCUUCACAGGGGUGUGUUACAUCGCCGGCGGCGGAGUUGCUUUUGUCGAGGCUAGGGAGAGGGGAUUUUCAGUUGGAUGCCCCGGUGAUUGUGUUGGCUUAUCACGUUGAUUAUUGGGAUUAUAUGGGGUGGAAAGACCCUUAUGGUUCAAGCCUAUCAACUGUUCGACAAAAGGCUUAUGUGGAGGCUUUGAGGCUUGAUACCAUGUUUACACCUCAGGUUGUGGUUCAAGGCAGGGCUCAGUGUGUGGGUAAUGAUGAAGAUACUUUGUUAUCCACCAUUGCCGGUGCUCCCAGGUUCCCUGCUCCAACAUUCCAGGCUAAUUUCCAAAGGCCUACAUCAGAGUCCUUACAAGUGACCUUAACAGGAGCUUUGAGGUCUAAAGUAGACAACAAUGGUGUCAAUAUAAUGGUGGCAUUGUACGAGAGCGGAUUGGUAAAUGACUGCCCAGCAGGUGAGAACAAAGGGAAAGUCUUAUCCAAUGAUUUCGUUGUUAGAAAGCUCGAAAAACUCUGUACUGUCAAAGACGUAUCUGCUAAGAAGACAGUCUCUGGCACUGUUACUUUCACUCUAUGGGAUGGUUUCAACAGUAGCAAAUGUUCUCUCGCCGUCUUUGUUCAGAACAACUCCUACCAAAUCCUUGGUUCUCAGAACUUUCAACUUCCAAAUGAUAUUUGAAAAUCAAGGGUUUAACCAAAUCGAUUCAUACAGUCGGUGGUGUCCGAUAGAUUUAGGACUCGAAUCCUGGUAUUUACACCCCUUUCUCUUGUGCCUAGAUUAAAGCAUCUUUUGUAUAAAAAAGAUCUUGAAUUAUUGUGAUAUGAGUACAAAUUUUUAGGCAAUUUUCAUAUAUAGGAUGUGUUCUGGUUUGGGAUUGAAUUGUUUUCUUAUUUCCUGCUUUUAUGGUUUAGGAUAUGGAGAUUGGAGAGAGACAUUUGCAUUCAUUAUAUGAUUUUUUUUUUUUUUAACUCUCAAUAUUUUGCUCUUCCUUUUAUAACUUUACUUGUUUCAGUGUCAUGGUUGAACUGAUGAAGGCAGUCCAAAGCAACAAAGGUUUACAAUUUGUUGACUACUGUAUACAUUUGGUUUCCAUAAAUCUUGAGUCGAGUUGAGUAGAAUUUUAAAAUUUUUGAAUAUUUUUUGGAGUCAUUUGUAUUUUAGGUUUACGUUUUCAGGUUAGGUCAUUAUAAGUUUUAGUUAUCAUGUGUUUAAAGUGUUCCAAUUUCUAGUCUGUUAAAAUACGUCCGUCUCUGUACUCAGACAAAAUUUGGAAUUUAAUCUUUGUACUUAAAAAUAUCAAAAA